AUGGCUGCCUUCCCACCACCCAAGCUGCAAGAAGCGGCAGAACAAGUGGCCAGUCUACUUCGCGAGCGUCAGGAGACGAUUUCUGUGGCCGAGACGGCCGCGGGCGGGCUGGUGUCUGCGGCGCUGCUGGCGACGCCGGGCGCGUCGAGGAUCUACAAGGGAGGGGUGACCUUGUACACGCUCGAGUCGAGGCUGGCGUUUGCGGGCUGGACACAGAGCAAUAUCGACAACUACGACGGACCAACCCCUCAACUGGUGGCCGGGUUGGCUACCCAUGUGCGCGACGCGUUGAAGUCGACGUACUGUGUUGGCGAGCCUGGUUGGCGCCAUCGCCGGUUCCCCACGAUCAAGUACCUUAUCCCUUUCUGGCCCGCGCAAUUGAGACCCCUGGUGUCGCAUUCGACCGUUCCUUUUCUUGUUUACUUUUGA
Capronia coronata CBS 617.96 is the source of this 429-nucleotide messenger RNA. RefSeq lists its product as uncharacterized. Lineage: Eukaryota; Fungi; Ascomycota; Eurotiomycetes; Chaetothyriales; Herpotrichiellaceae. The transcript is spliced from 2 exons. The record is from RefSeq and is a predicted model, not a curated record. The coding region runs from base 1 to 429 and encodes 142 amino acids.